This is a messenger RNA of Clarias gariepinus (North African catfish), 3389 nucleotides long. RefSeq lists its product as uncharacterized. Gene Ontology annotation, biological process: protein demethylation; regulation of transcription by RNA polymerase II. Gene Ontology annotation, molecular function: transcription coregulator activity; histone demethylase activity; protein binding. The record is from RefSeq and is a predicted model, not a curated record. Bases 841 to 3276 code for a protein of 811 amino acids. Lineage: Eukaryota; Metazoa; Chordata; Actinopteri; Siluriformes; Clariidae. The transcript has 11 exons.
UUGACCUCCCCCAUGUUUUAUUUUCUAUUUAUUUAUUUGAUAUUUUUUCAGGCAGAAAUGGAGGCUGAUGGCGUCCUGUGUGUCACCGCGAGCGGGCAGAGGGGCAGGGUGACGGACGGACAGUAGAGCAGGAGAAAUAAUAAUAAUAAUAAUCAGAAUAAUAAUCAUAAUAAAUGAACGAGAGAGAGUGUGAGAGAGAGGAGACGGAGAUUUACACAAUAGAGAGAGAGAGAGAGAGAGAGAUGAGGAGAACAAUAGACACGUUCGUGCGCGGACUGAUUGCUGUUUAAUCCGGAUUGUUGUGUAUUUCUGAUUUAUUUAGUGAAUUAAACAGUCGGUAGGGAAAGAGUGCUGUUUAAAGGGUGUUAAAUUAAGGCUGGGCUUGAGCAGAGAGUGAGAGUGUGGGUGUGUGUGUGUGUAUAUGUAUGUGUCUAAGUGUGUGUAGUGUAGUGUUUAAUCUCUGCAGGUAUUUCACUGCAUUAGUAUUUACACCCUGUGCACACACUCCAGCUGCACGCUUGUCCUCCAUUUAUUUAUUUAUUAUUAUUAUUAUUAUUAUUAAUAAUAAUAGUAUGUGUGUGUGUGAGACAGAGAGAGAGAGAGUGUAUAAGUGAGUGAGUGAGAGGGGACGAGAAAAAGGGAAGGCAAGAAAACAGGAGAAAGAAACAAGGAAGCGCUCCCUCUAUCCUGCCUCCAUCCGAGCGCGUGCGCCUUUUAUUAUUAUUCUUAACAUAAUUAUUAUUAUUAUUAAUAUUAUUUUUUUUUGCAAGUGAAGCUAAUAAUUUCUAAUGCGCGCGCCGGGAGUAUGCGACUCGGCGCUGAUCACAGAGUGUAGAGGUGAUGUCGGGCAGUAAGGCUCUGGGGGGGGCGAGGCGGCGCCGUACCCGUUGCCGGCGCUGUCAGGCCUGUAUGCGCUCCGAGUGUGGAGAGUGUCACUUCUGCAAGGACAUGAAGAAGUUCGGGGGACCGGGACGCAUGAAACAGUCCUGUCUACUGAGACAGUGCACUGCCCCUGUGCUUCCUCACACGGCGGUGUGUUUUGCGUGUGGAGAAGCUGGAAAGGAGGACACUGUGGAGUCUGAGGAGGAGAAGUUUAGUCUCUCUCUGAUGGAGUGUACCAUCUGCAACGAGAUCAUCCACCCCAGCUGCCUUAAGAUGGGUAAAGCAGAAGGCAUCAUCAACGAUGAGAUCCCGAACUGCUGGGAGUGUCCCAAAUGCCACAAGGAGGGCAAAACCAGUAAGGAUGGAGAUGGUCUGGGGAAGAGGCGGCUGGAUAACGGUGAAGUCGGCCGGUGGAAGCUCACAGACGACCCGCCCCCGAGCAAGAAGAAACCUCCGUCUGCUGAGGAGACGCGCCAGGACGGGCAGAAACGCAAGAAGGAGAAGGAGCUGUCUCAGGAAAGCGGGCCCAAGAAGAAGAUGAAAGGUGCUCGGGAGAAACACCUGAAAAAGCAGAAGCAGAAGCCGAACUCCUCCGACUCGGCCGAGACCAACGGGCCGAACUCCUCCUCCGGGGGUCAAGGGUCAGCAGGGGUAGGCUCGGCAACGCAGCCGCCGUCCUCAACCUCCAACCAGGACCAGCGCUCUCACCACCGGGAGAAGCUGGAGCGGUUUAAGCGCAUGUGCCAGCUGCUGGAGCGCACUAGAGACUCCUCCUCCUCUUCUUCCUCUUCCUCCAGCUCAGAGUCAGACUCGGAUUCCGACUCUGAUUCGGAUUCGGCAUCUCCUGGCGGCGCUUCCGAGCCGUCAUCCCCAGCGGCGACGUACAACUCCAGAGAGAGAGAGCGUGAACGUGAGCGAGAGAAAGAGCGUGAGCGAGAGAGAAAUCGCCGCCUGGCUGAACUGGGCUUCAGCGCCAGCGAUGACUCGGAUGGCGAGAGAACAGGAAAUGAACAGGAACAGGAAGUGACGGCGGAGGAGGCUCAGCAACAACAACAACAACAACAGCAUCAACAGCAGCGUAGCCGAAAAUCUGAAAACACUCCGAGGGGACGCAAAUCAGCCGCGGUGACGGAGGUCGAGGAUGAGGAUGCGGUCGGCGGCGGAGAGAAAAACAGGAAAGCCGGGCUGCUGACUCCGCCUUCUCCAUCAGCCCUGUCCACCAGUCAGCAUCAGCCUUCCAUUGGCCACGCCCACUCAGAGAGCGUGUCAAAGCGCAGCAACGGACAGGAGGUGUCACGGAAUGGUCGGACUCGGCUGGAGAAAGAGAACGCCAAGAGUAACAGCGGAGGUGCUAAUGCUAAUCAUCGACACCAGACUAAUAAAACUGGGCGAGCGGGAAAAAUGCGGAGCGGAACAAAGCAGACACCGUCGCAGACAGCUGGAAGCGGGACGGCCAACGGAGGAAACGGAGGCGUCCUCCUGUCCAAUCCGGCGUCUCGCAUCGCGGCCCAGCUGACCUUUAACUCCCCACCCAAAGCGGUGCAGAUGGAGAGACACCUGGUGCGUCCUCCCCCCGCCUGCCCCGAGCCACACUGCCUCCCGCUGGACAGCGGCGCGUCUCACGUCCUGCCCCGAGACGUCUGGCUCCGAGUGUUCCAGCACCUCAGCCAAAAACAGCUGUGCGUCUGCAUGCGGGUGUGCAGGACAUGGAGCCGCUGGUGCUGUGAUAAAAGGCUGUGGACUCAGAUUGACCUCAGCCGUCAGAGAUCCAUUACCCCCCCAAUGCUGAGUGGUAUAAUCCGCCGCCAGCCCGUCUCCCUCAAUCUAGGCUACACAAAUAUCUCCAAAAAACAGCUCAUGUGGCUCAUCAACCGCUUACAAGGUCUGUUGGAGUUGAAUGUAUCAGGCUGUCCAUGGUCAUCUGUCUCUGCUCUGUGUCAGACGGUUUGUCCCUGUCUGCGUCUGCUGGAUUUGAGUCGAGUCGAAGACCUGAAAGAUUCGCACCUGAGGGAACUACUGGCACCGCCCAACUCAGACACACGCACAGGAGAUAGUAGAGGUGGACGGUUCCAGAAUGUUACUGAGCUGCGAUUGGCUGGUUUGGAGGUGACGGAUGCGGCAUCUCGUCUGCUGGUUCGAUACCUGCCUCACCUGACCAAACUGGACCUGAGUCAGUGUGGACAAAUCACAGACCAAACCAUCAACACACUCACAUCCCCAAUCUCCCCCCUCAGAGAGAGUCUCACACAUGUCAACCUUGCAGGCUGUGUGAAGGUGACAGAGCAGUGUUUGCCGUUGCUGAGGCGGUGUGUGUCGCUGCAGAGUGUGGACCUACGCUCGUGUGGUCUCCUACCCCCAGAGACAGAUGACAGACUGCUGCUGAAGAACAGUUAGACCCACCGCCAUGCACACUACAGCCUACAGCACGCCGCCAAAUGAGACGCAGCCCACAGAUCCAACCACACGCACUCUGAGGGGGGGCAAGGGGAAGGUGGGGGUCAUCGGGA